AUUUUGGCCGUUGUGCUUUCCCAUUUCCCCCCCUCGCCGCCCUCCUCAGAUGGCAGCAAACGUAUCCGUUGAGCUUCCCAUUCCUGGCCACGAACCGGCCGGCGGCGUGCGUAUAUAACCGGCGGCGUAUCUCCUCCAAAUCUUGCAUAGAUACGCGGAAAUCUUAGCAACACCUCACGGCGAGAUCCUUGGCGAUCUCCGCUAGAUUUCGAUGUCGUCGUCGUCGUCCACUGGCAAUAUAAUGGAAGUAGUGGACCAGCAGCAGCUGGACUACGGCGGCGGGAGCAACAACCCGCGGAGGUGCGCCGCGUGCAAGUACCUGAGGCGGAGGUGCGCCCCCGACUGCGUCCUCGCGCCCUACUUCCCGGCGUCGCAGCCCCGGCGGUACGCCGACGUGCACGCCGUCUUCGGCACCAGCAACGCCACCAGGCUGCUCCAGAGCCUACCGGUGCAGGAGCGUGGCCGGGCGGCGGACACGAUGGCGGCGGAGGCGCGGUGGCGGGUGCAGGACCCGGUGUACGGCUGCACGGGGGUCAUCGACCGCCUGCAGCAGGAGAUCCGCGCCGUGCAGCACGAGCUCGCCACCACGCGGGCGCAGCUCGCCGUGCACGCGCAUCGCGGCGCGCCGCCGCCACCGCAAGCAACGCCGCAGCUGAUGUCUCUUCCUCCACCUCCUCAUCAAGGGAGAAAGUAUCGAGUCAUAGAGUACGUCAAUUUACUGUCUUGA
Molecule: messenger RNA, 727 nt
Organism: Setaria italica (foxtail millet)
Lineage: Eukaryota; Viridiplantae; Streptophyta; Magnoliopsida; Poales; Poaceae
Product: LOB domain-containing protein 24
Exons: 3
Coding region: 212-727 (171 amino acids)
Source: RefSeq, a predicted model, not a curated record